Molecule: messenger RNA, 1116 nt
Organism: Penicillium oxalicum
Lineage: Eukaryota; Fungi; Ascomycota; Eurotiomycetes; Eurotiales; Aspergillaceae
Exons: 2
Coding region: 1-1116 (371 amino acids)
Source: RefSeq, a predicted model, not a curated record
AUGAGUUUCCUCGACUCCGUUCUUACAUCUCUUGAGACUGGCAAGCCGGUUCCGCUCUCUGCUCCAUCUACUGCCCCGAGCACAUCCGUUCCAGCUCAGAGGGACAACCGGAGAGUGGCUGGAACUCAGAUGUCUCAGGUAACCAGCUCCAGCAGUUCUGGAAUCAAGCGAAAAGCCGACGAUCAGCUUUCUCGACCGUCGAAACCCGUGAAUCCGCCACCGAACAAGAUCCUUCCGAGCCUGCCUGGGGCUUCGUCUACCACGCCAAAGCCCAAUACAUCCAUCUCCAAUACUAACUCGGUCAAUAAUGGUCCCACCCCCAGGGUAAUCGCGAGGAGCAACACAGCCACGUCCAGUUCAGGUACCUCCAUGAAAACAGCGCCUGCGAAGCCGACCAUCGCAAAGCCAGUAGUCGCAAAGCCUCCUGUCUCCAAACCGACGCCGGCCACAGCAGCUGCACCGAAGCCAACAGUGGCUAAGGUGGCUCCGACCUCGUCCAAGCCACCACCAAAGGGCUCCUUCGCAGCCCUCAUGCAACAGGCAAAAGCCAUCCAGGACAAAGUUCCCGCUCAGAUCGGCACGCUUCGCCAUCAGAAAGUACAAAAGGAGAGGCUGAGCAAGCUGGAGCGCAAAAGACGGCUUGAAGAGGCUAAGGCGCAAGCAAAGGCUGCACGCUCUGGAAAGCGCGCGGCACCUGCCGCUUCGUCCAGCAGCGCCGCAGUCAAGCGUCGAACACCCGAACCGCUGUCGUACAAAGGAACUGCCAAGCCCGCUCAAACUCCGGAGCCGUCCACAUACCGUGGAACAGCGGGUCGGCAAUCUCAGCGAAGCAGCGCUGAGCGCCGGCCGGCGAAGCGUCGGAUGGACGAAUACCUCGCAACAGACGAAGAAGACGAGGGUGAUUACGGCGGCUAUGGAGAGUAUGACGAUUACUAUUCGGAUGCGUCAUCUGAUAUGGAGGCCGGCUUUGACGACGUGCGAGAGGAAGAGGAUGCAGCAUUGAAGUAUGCUCGGAAGGAAGAUGAAGAAGAGAUGCGGAUGGAAAUGCUGGCGAAGAAGGCGAAGAUGGAGCGCCAGAAGAAACUCGAAGCUCUGGCAUCUCGCAAUAGGCGAUAA